This is a messenger RNA of Cuscuta europaea, 671 nucleotides long. NCBI's taxonomy places the organism in Eukaryota, Viridiplantae, Streptophyta, Magnoliopsida, Solanales, Convolvulaceae. The record is from the annotation of a GenBank genome assembly.
GAUGGGGUCAAUGGGCCAUUCAGGACACAUGAAGAUGGGAGCAUCCGAUACAAGGGAAGGUGGUGUGUUCCUCUGAAGUGUGCAGAUAUUAAAAGACAAAUCAUGGAGGAGGGACACAACACUCCCUACUCAGUACAUCCCGGGGGAGACAAACUAUACAAAGACCUCAAAAAGAACUUUUGGUGGCCGGGAAUGAAGAGAGAAGUAGCUGAAUUCGUAUCCCGAUGUUUGAAUUGCCAAAAAGUCAAAGCAGAGAGAUGUAAACCCAAGGGACUUGUGCAACCCUUGGAAGUACCUAAAUGGAAGUGGGAUUCCAUCUCGAUGGAUUUUGUUGGAGGGUUACCCUUAACUAAAUCAGGAAGAGAUAAGAUUUGGGUAAUCGUUGACCGAUUAACCAAAACUGCAAGAUUUAUUCCCAUGAAUGAAACUUGGAGCAUGGACAAGCUCGCCAAAGCCUAUGUGAAAUACGUGGUCAAACACCACGGAGUACCUCAAGACAUCAUAUCGGAUCGAGAUUCACGAUUCUUAUCUCAAUUCUGGAAGGAAUUACAAACGGCUAUGGGGACAAAAUUGAAGUUAAGUACUGCUUUUCAUCCAACCACGGAUGGACAGACCGAAAGAACAAUCCAAACGUUAGAAGACAUGUUGAGGGCAUGUGUUCUUGAUUUGCA